AGAAGUCAUCAGAGAAUUCAUACAGGAGAGAAACCUUACCAAUGUAGUGAAUGUGACAAAUGCUUUACCCACAAAGGCAGCCUAAUUAUUCAUCAGAGAAUUCACACUGGAGAGAAACCUUACCAAUGUAGUGAAUGUGACAAAUGCUUUACCCACAAAGGCAGCCUUAGUAUUCAUCAGAGAAUUCACACAGGAGAGAAACCUUACAAAUGUAGUGAAUGUGACAAAGGCUUUACCCUAAAAUGCAGUCUUGUCAUUCAUCAGAUAAUUCAUACAGGAGAGAAAGCUUACAAAUGUAGUGAAUGUGACAAAUGCUUUACCCUCAAAAGUGAUCUUAGUAUUCAUCAGAGAAUUCAUACAGGAGAAAAACUUUACAGAUGUAGUGAAUGUGAUAAGUGCUUUACGAAGAAAUAUCGUCUUAGAAGUCAUCAGACAAUUCAUACAGGAGAGAAACCUUACAAGUGUAGCGACUGUGACAAAUCUUUUACCCUGAAUGGCCAUCUUAGAAUUCAUCAGCGAAUUCAUACAGGAGAGAAACCUUACAAAUGUAGUGAAUGUGACAAAUGCUUUACUCAAAAAUGUGGUCUUAUUAUUCAUCAGCGAAUUCAUGCAGGAGAAAAACCCUACAAAUGUAGUGAGUGUGACAAAUACUACACUCGCAAAAGCCAUCUUAAUGUUCAUCAGCGCAUUCACAUAGGAGAGAAACCUUAUAAAUGCAGUGACUGUGACAAAUGCUUUACCAAUAAAUAUUGUCUUGGAACUCAUCAGAGAAUACAUUCAGUUAAUAAACCUUACAAAUGUAGUGAAUGUGACAAAUCUUUUGCCCUGAAAACCAGGCUCAGGUGUCAUCAGAUAAUUCAUACAGGAGAGAAACCAUACAAGUGUACUAAAUGCGACAAAUACUUUACCCAAAAAGGAAGUCUUAUUAUUCAUCAGAGAAUUCAUACAGGAGAGAAACCUUACCAAUGUAGUGAGUGUGACAAAUACUUUACCCGAAGAAGCAGUCUUAAUGUUCAUCAGAGAGUUCAUACAGGAGAGAAGCCUUACAAAUGUAGUGAAUGUGACAAAUGCUUUUCCCACAAACGUGAUCUUAGAAAACAUCAAAGAAUUCAUGCAAGAGAAAAACUGAUAAAAAUUGAGUGUGACACAUGCUUCACCCAAAAAUUCAGGCUUCUUAUUCAUUCAAGCAUUCAUACAGGAGAGAAUCCUUACAAAUCUAGUGAAUCUGACAAAUGCUUCAUCUGCAAAAGCAGUCUUAGAAUCCACCAGAGAAUUCAUCCAGAAGAAAAACCUAAAAAAUAUAGUGAAUGUGACAAAUUUCUUAGCCAGAAACAAUCUUAGCACUCAUCAGAGAAUGUGCACAGUAGAGAACUUAACAAAUGUAAUGAAUGAGAAAAAUCCAUUCCUAAGGAAGAUCAUCUUAGAGUUCAUCAGAGAC
Molecule: messenger RNA, 1438 nt
Organism: Grammomys surdaster
Lineage: Eukaryota; Metazoa; Chordata; Mammalia; Rodentia; Muridae
Product: zinc finger protein 665-like
Source: RefSeq, a predicted model, not a curated record